This is a messenger RNA of Alligator sinensis (Chinese alligator), 847 nucleotides long. RefSeq names its product immunoglobulin-like and fibronectin type III domain-containing protein 1. The record is from RefSeq and is a predicted model, not a curated record. The annotation marks the transcript as partial. NCBI's taxonomy places the organism in Eukaryota, Metazoa, Chordata, Crocodylia, Alligatoridae. The transcript has 4 exons. Gene Ontology annotation, molecular function: protein binding.
AUGCCUAUUGGAUCAGAUACCUUUGCGGACCUAGCUCCUGAGGUGACUUGGCUAAAGGAUGGGCUUUCUUUACCCAGAAAGGCCAUAACAACCACCAAACGGGGCCACACUCAACUGGUGAUUCCAGCAGCUGAAUUUUCAGACAGUGGGAUCUACUCCAUUUUGCUCCAAAAUGAGUUGGGGAAAUGAGAAUCGUUCAGCUUCCAGAUCCAAGUCACAGAUAUCCCAGAGUCGCCUGGUCCUAUUCAGUUACAAGAGAAUGUCCCCAAUACAGUUACAAUAACAUGGGAGCCCUCACCAACUGAGAAGCGGGAAAGUAACCUCUACUAUACGGUCAUAAAAUGUGACUCCAGAAAUGGCCGCUGGCAAGUGGUGGGUGACCUGAUCUACACUAACAAGUUUACCCUCACCAAAGUCAUCCCAGGCUUGAAGUAUUACUUCAGGGUUGUGGCAAAAAAUUACAUGGGAUCCAGUGAUCCACCUGAAACUGUGCAGCCCUGGAGCAUUCAAAAGGAAAAAGCUGAAUUCAGAGUUCGACUACCGAAGUACAGGGGUGUGAAUCAAAAUCAGCCUCCAAGAUUCCUUGUGCAGCUGAAGCCCCAUGUGGUAACCACUGGAUUUGAUUGUCGUACGAGCUGUGCAGUAACUGGCCACUCCAAGCCAAAGGUCACAUGGUAUAAAGAUGGCAAAAACCUCUUGGAGGACCCCACUUUCUUCAGCAAAAAUGACUUCGGUGUUUGCUGCCUGGUGAUCUUAGGUGUCACAACAAAAGAUGAAGGAGAAUAUGAGGUGCUGGCCACCAAUGAAUUGGGUUGUGCCAUCAGCAAAACCUUCCUCGUUGUAAGAG